AUGGAUACUGCUGGUUCGUCAAAGAGUGCACAAAAAGAUGAAUCAAAGAAGCAUUCAAGGAAUUGCAGUCCUCCUGCAUUGGAUCAUUUCUUCUCGCAUACGCUGGAAGCCGAAGGAGGAACUAAUUCAACGAAAUCAUUAUCUUACUCUGUUAAAAGUAAACCAGAUGAUAAUUUCUCGCUUACUAUCAUGUCGUGGAACAUUGAUGGUCUUGAUGAAAACAAUCUUGCUAUUCGUUUUACUGCAGUUUGCUACAUAAUUUCGAAGGUUUCUGCUGAUGUAGUUUUUCUACAAGAAAUGACACCAGAUUUGGUUCCGCAAAUCAGGAAGAAUUUAAGUGGUGAGUACAGUAUCCUGGUUGCAACUCCAAAUCUGCCAUAUUUUACGGUGGUUCUCCUAAAACCAUUCAUCAAGUUGAUCUCGCAUAAAGCGGUCCCAUAUGGACGUUCAGGAAUGGGUCGAUCAAUGCAGCUUGUUGAGACUUCAUUACAUGGGCACAAAGUUAUGCUGCUAAAUACACAUCUUGAAAGUAUGAAAGAACACUCUGAUAUAAGAAUGACACAAAUUCAAGAAUGUUUCGAACAGCUAACUGAAUGGGAUGAUGGCGAAACUGUUAUCGUUUUUGGAGGUGAUCUUAAUGCUCGCAAUAAUGAAAUUGGCGAGCUUCCGCCUGGAUUCGAGGAUGCAUGGAUUGCUGCAGGGUCGAAAACAAAAUUCAAAUUUACUUGGGAUACUUUGCUGAAUGACAAUAAAACUGCUGGAAAAGCCCGAUGUCGUUUUGAUCGCAUCAUCUACAAAAGUGCUGAUGUCUUCUCGAGAGUGAAUUUUUCGCUUGAAGGGCAGAACAGAAUUCGUUCCUCACUUUGCUUCCCUAGUGAUCACUGGGCUAUUCUUGUUCAUUUUUACUGA
Acanthocheilonema viteae is the source of this 909-nucleotide messenger RNA. NCBI's taxonomy places the organism in Eukaryota, Metazoa, Nematoda, Chromadorea, Rhabditida, Onchocercidae. The record is from the annotation of a GenBank genome assembly.